AUGCGCACACAGCGCUUAAAGGCGCUGGCGGAUCGCCUGGCAGAGACAGACUAUGACGUGAUUGCACUGCAAGAGAUCUGGGUCGAGUCCGAAGACUGGCGGUACAUGCGCAAAGUCUGUGCGAGCAACUAUGCACACGGCACCUUUUUCCUGACGGGCGCGUUUGGAUCCGGCCUCGCGAUUCUGUCCAAGCACCCGAUCGUGGACACGAUCACGCACAUGUACACGUUGACCGGUCGACCGAUCUUUGUGCACCAUGGCGACUGGAUAGCGGGGAAGGCCUGUGGGUGUGCGACAAUCACGCAUCCGGAGCUGGGCCUCGUGGAUAUUUGGAAUACACAUUUUACCGCCGUCGGAGGUCAGGUGGGGCCGGAAACGCAGAGGGCUUUUCGCACGAGCGAGGCCUUUGAGCUCGCCGAGCUGUGUCGCGCCAGCGCCGAGCGUGGGCGCCACGUAUUCUGUGUUGGCGACUUGAACUCGCUGCCCGAGUCGCUGUGCAUGUCGCUUCUCUACGGCCUGGCUGGCCUGCAGGACUCGUUCGCAGCGGUGACGCAGCGCGACCCCGAAUCGCCAGAUGCAGGGAUCACCUGCGACAGCCCGCGGAAUACAUGGACGGCCCACAAGACACUCGACGAGCGCGCGCUGCGCCACAACGGCAAGCGCCUCGACUAUAUCCUCUUUCGUGGACCGACGCAAGAGAAGAAUCAGCUGCAGUGCACGGAGCACCAGGUCGUGUUCACCGAGCCGAUCCUCGCCUAUGGCGUCUCGUACUCGGACCACUUUGGCGUCGAGGCGAUGUUUGCUACCAAAGGGUCCGAAGCAGCGCCCACCAAAGACGCGGCCGCCGACGUGCUGGGCCGCGCCCUCCCGGUGCUCCGCGAUGCGCUCGUGCAUGCGUACGCGUCGCAGCGCGUGAGCCUGCGUUGGUUCGUGGGGCUGCUUGGCAUCGCCGUGGCACUGGUCGCUGCCAAUGUGUGCUCCAGUGCAUGGCUCGUGCACGGACGGAGUGUAGCGCCGUCGCUGAUCACGGCGCUGCUUUUGAUUCCCACCACCUGGGCAGGAACUACGGCACUGUACGACGGUAUUGUGUGGGGUGAAUGGCAUAAGCGUAUGUUGUCUAUCUGA
This is a messenger RNA of Malassezia japonica, 1125 nucleotides long. RefSeq names its product sphingomyelin phosphodiesterase (gene ISC1). Gene Ontology annotation, molecular function: sphingomyelin phosphodiesterase activity. Lineage: Eukaryota; Fungi; Basidiomycota; Malasseziomycetes; Malasseziales; Malasseziaceae. Bases 1 to 1125 code for a protein of 374 amino acids. The record is from RefSeq and is a predicted model, not a curated record. The transcript has 3 exons.